AUGAAGGUUGCUGUUGUGGCUGCGUUGGCCAUUGGCCAGACCGGUGUGGCCGCGAGGAAGUUUUGGACCUCGAAGCCGGCUGAUCCGGGGAAUGUGUUGAUGACGGGAUAUACUAUUGGUAAUGGGAGACAAGGAGGUCUACCGUUGGGUAUUCCGGGCAAUGACUUGCUAUGCCUCAACGAUGAUAGCAUCUGGCGUGGUGGCCCGUUUGCAAAUUCUAGCUACACUGGAGGCAAUCCUUCGUCAUCGCUGGCUCACUUCCUGCCCGGGAUUCAAGAGGCCAUCUUCCAAAAUGGAACAGGAGAUGAAUCUGAACUGUACGGUGGAACAGCAGACUACGGCUCCUAUGAAGCCCUUGCGAAUCUCACAGUCUCCAUCGCGGGAGUGACCAACUACUCAAAGUACAAGAGAACGCUGGAUCUUGAAACAGCAUUGCACAGUGCCGAGUUUACUGCAAACGGAGCUACCUUUUCGACUGUGCAGUUCUGCUCCUUUCCUGACCAAGUCUGUGUCUACCACGUCAGCUCCAACAAACCAUUACCCCAGAUCACAUUUGGGCUAGUCGAUAAUUAUCGCACCAACCCGCCUUCCACUGUCAAGUGCUCGUCCAGCGGCAUCUGGCUAAGCGGACGAACCGUGGCCAACGAUGGCGAGGGCCUCAUCGGAAUGAAGAUUGAUGCCCAGGCCCGUGCUCUUCCUUCAGCAGGGUUGAAAGCCAUAUGCAACAGCCAAGGCCAGACAGUUCUCAGCACAAAGUCUGCAAAGUCUGCCACUAUUGUUGUGGCUUCGGGUACAGAGUACGACGCAACCAAGGGCAAUGCUGCUCACAACUACUCUUUUCGAGGGGUUGACCCGUACCCUGGCGUUGUAAAGACGAUCAACGCCGUGUCUAAGAAGAGUUACAACACAAUCCUCCAAAGCCAUGUCAAGGAUCACGGCGAGUGGUUCAACAAGUUCACUUUAGAUCUGCCGGAUCCUCAUAAUUCUGCAGACGUUGACACGAUGGAGUUGCUCACAAACUAUACGACAGAAAAGGGGGAUCCAUUCGUCGAAAAUCUGCUCAUUGAGUAUGGGCAAUACAUGUUCAUCGCUUCGUCGCGGCCUGGGUCGCUGCCCCCGAAUUUGCAAGGUUCAUGGGCUCCGGAUGGAAACCCGGCGUGGAGCUCGGAUUACCACAUCGAUGUCAAUGUGCAGAUGAACCACUGGCAUGUCGAGAAGAUGGGCUUGGGCGGCCUGACUGAUCCUCUGUGGGACUUUAUGACCUACACUUGGGUUCCUCGUGGGACGGAGACGGCAAGCCUAUGGUACAACGUGAGCGGCUGGGUUGCCUUUACCAAUACCAAUAUCUUUGGCCAUACAGCACAAGAAAACGAUGCUACUUGGUCGAAUGUUGCACAUGACAUUGCUUGGAUGAUGGCGCAUGUGUGGGAUCGCUACGACUACGGCCGUGACAAGAAAUGGUACGCCUCUGUGGGAUAUCCUCUCAUGAAGGGCGUGGCGAGCUUCUGGGUGGACAUGAUGGUACCAGACGAAUACUUCAAGGACGGAACUUUGGUUGCUAACCCUUGCAACUCGCCAGAGCAUGGUCCAACAACCUUUGGGUGUGCUCAGUUCCAACAGGUGGUUUGGGAACUGUUCGACCACAUCAUCAAAGAUUGGGAUGCAUCCGGUGAUACUGAUACUGCCUUUUUGAAGCGCGUCAAAGAAUCGUACAGUAAACUGGAUCCGGGUGUCCAUGUUGGAAGCUGGGGCCAGAUCCAAGAAUGGAAGAUGGAUAUCGAUGUCAAAAACGACACGCAUCGUCACUUGUCUCACCUAUACGGAUUCUAUCCAGGCUAUAUCAUCUCCAGUGUGUAUGCAGACAACAAGACUGUCAUGGACGCCGUCGCCACCAGCUUGUACUCUCGCGGAAACGGCACCGAGGACUCCAACACGGGCUGGGAAAAGGUCUGGCGAGGAGCGUGCUGGGGCCAACUCGGUGUCACGGACGAGGCAUACAAAGAACUCAAGUACACCAUUGACAUGAACUUUGCAGCAAACGGACUGUCGGUGUAUACGACGGGCAGCUGGCCAUACGAAGUGACUCUGCCCUUUCAGAUCGACGCCAACUUUGGUCUUUCAGCGAACGCACUGGCCAUGCUGUACACGGACCUGCCCAAGAAAUGGGGCGACAACAGCAUCCAAAAGGUGAUUCUUGGCCCGGCGAUUCCCAAGGAAUGGGCUGGUGGGAGUGUGAAAGGAGGGAGUUUGAGGGGAGGCGGAACGGUGGAUUUCAGCUGGGACGACGAGGGAGUUGUGAAUAAGGCGGUGGUGCAUGGGAGGAGGCUGCCGCUGGUUGUUGUGAAUAAGAAUGGCAAGGUGCUUGCAAGGCGGUGA
Molecule: messenger RNA, 2376 nt
Organism: Trichoderma virens Gv29-8
Lineage: Eukaryota; Fungi; Ascomycota; Sordariomycetes; Hypocreales; Hypocreaceae
Product: glycoside hydrolase family 95 protein
Exons: 10
Coding region: 1-2376 (791 amino acids)
Biological process (GO): carbohydrate metabolic process
Molecular function (GO): alpha-L-fucosidase activity
Source: RefSeq, a predicted model, not a curated record